AUGUCAACUUUUCUUCUCUACGAAGGCCCAAUGGGCUACUCGAUUUUCAAGGUCGUCCAUCAAGCUGACACUGUUGGCAAUCGACUCAAGGAAGUACAAGACAGUGUGCAGGAUCUGUCGCGGUUCGGCAAGAUGGUGGACCUGGUCAGUUUUCUGCCAUUCGAGAAUGGAAAACAAGCUCUGGAAGAACUCCACGAUAUCUCCGAAGGAAUCGCAUCCGACUAUCUGAAAUCCUUUCUGGAACUGAACUUACCAAAAGCUGGAAAGAAGAACAAGGUGACACUUGGAGUAUCAGACAAAAUUCUUGCUGGCAGUAUCAAGACCGCUUUCCCGGGCAUUGAGUGCGAAACGGGGGACACGAGUGAGGUCGUUCAGGACAUGCUUCGAGGAAUUCGAUUGCACUCGGAAAAGAUGCUCAAACAACUCCGGGAAGGCGAUACCAAUACUGCGCAGCUUGGUCUGGGUCAUGCAUACUCCAGAGCCAAAGUCAAGUUCUCCGUGCAGAAGAACGACAAUCACAUCAUUCAGGCCAUUGCAAUUCUGGACCAACUUGACAAGGCCAUCAACACAUUUUCAAUGCGCGUUCGCGAAUGGUACUCCUGGCAUUUCCCCGAACUCGUCAAGAUUGUCUCAGACAACCACAAAUACGCCAAAGUGGCACUUUUUGUGAAAGACAAGAAGACCUUGUCCGAUGAAAGCUUGCACGAUCUCGCCGCCGUGGUAGACGAUGAUGAGGAGAUGGCAAAGAGUAUAACUGAUGCUGCGAAGACGAGUAUGGGUCAGGAAAUAUCCGCGUCGGAUAUGGAGAACGUCACUCUAUUUGCACAACGGGUUGUCAGUCUGGCGAAUUACCGAAAGACUCUACACAGCUAUCUUGUCUCUAAGAUGGGCGUGGUGGCGCCGAACCUGGCCACUUUGAUUGGAGAAAUUGUGGGGGCUCGACUUAUUUCUCAUGCCGGCAGUCUCACCAACCUGUCCAAAUAUCCCGCCUCGACCGUCCAAAUAUUAGGAGCUGAGAAGGCGCUUUUCAGAGCUUUGAAGACCAAAGGCAACACACCGAAGUACGGUUUGUUAUAUCACUCAUCGUUUAUCGGGCGAGCUGGACAAAAGAACAAAGGAAGAAUAUCUCGGUUCCUAGCCAACAAAUGCUCGAUUGCGUCCAGGAUAGACAAUUUUUCAGAAACUCCCUCGACAGUUUUUGGGCAGGCCUUGAAGAAACAAGUGGAAGAGCGAUUAGAAUUCUACGCUUCUGGAGCACAACCUACGAAGAACGAAAUCGCCAUGAAGGAUGCAAUGGACAAAGUUCUCAAAGAAAUGGACAUCGAUGCGCCCACCAUGGUGGAUGUUGACGAAGAGAUGUCCGAUGUCGAACCUGUAGUAGUUCAGAGGCAAGAAAAGCGCAAAAAGGACAAGAAAGAAACCAAAGAGAAGAAAGAGAAGAAGGAAAAGAAGGAAAAGAAAGAAGAGAAGAAGAAGAAGCGCAAAUCAAGCAAGGUGAACGGCGAGGUGGAAGAGAAGAGAGAGAAGAAAAAGUCCAAGACAUAG
Messenger RNA from Rhinocladiella mackenziei CBS 650.93, 1545 nucleotides. RefSeq lists its product as uncharacterized. The transcript is spliced from 3 exons. Gene Ontology annotation, molecular function: snoRNA binding. Gene Ontology annotation, cellular component: box C/D methylation guide snoRNP complex; small-subunit processome. The record is from RefSeq and is a predicted model, not a curated record. The coding region runs from base 1 to 1545 and encodes 514 amino acids. NCBI's taxonomy places the organism in Eukaryota, Fungi, Ascomycota, Eurotiomycetes, Chaetothyriales, Herpotrichiellaceae.